AUGAGCAAGAAUGACAUGUGCCCUGUUUGUAAGACAGACAGGUAUCUGUCGCCGUCACUGAAAUUUCUCAUCAAUCCUGAGUGUUACCAUAAGAUCUGUGAUUCAUGUGUCGAUAGAAUCUUCUCUCUGGGUCCCACAAAAUGUCCAUACGCUAAUUGCAAUAAGGUUCUGAGAAAGAACAAGUUCAAGACCCAGACUUUCGAAGACCUUGGAAUCGAGCGGGAGACUGAUUUGCGAAGGAAGGUGUUAUCGGUGUACAACAAGAAGGAGGAGGACUUUCGGGGUGAUCUAGAAGGCUACAACAAAUAUCUAGAGGAAAUCGAGCAAAUGGUUGACAAUCUGAUUAACGGUGUUGAUGUUGAAGAAACGGAGAACAAAUUGAAACAAUAUGAGGUGCUGAACAAACAGCAAAUCAGCGCAAAUAACACAAGAAAGGAUCAAGAGUAUGAGAACUUUAUACGACUUCAGAAUAUGGAGAAACAGUUCAAGCUGGAGAAGCUGAGACUGGACAAACAGAUGAAACAGGAAGAAGAUAAAAUGGUACAGUUGUCGCGGAUGGAGAUGAUAGACGAACUGCAGAACUCCUCAGUGGAAGCCAACACAGCCAUAGACAACAUGAGGCAGUCCAUACUAAAGAAGUCGUCUGCGCGUCGCAAACAACGUGACGAUCUGGAAAAGAAGUUCCUCCUGGAGAAACAAGCGAUGAUGAACGAUCUGGCAGCCAAGGAGGCCAAUGACGAAACCACGACGAUACCAUUCACGCCAUUCAACGGCGACAGAGAGCUGGAACCAAGGUUCAACCUGCUGCCCACUUAUUACGAUCCGAUCUACAACAAACUGGUCCAAGAAGACUCCAUAUUCAAUGCAAGUGGAUACAAGAUCGAGAAGUUUUUCGCCAGGUCCAUAAACGAAGCGUUUACUGGUCUGGACUGCAUAAUAGAAGAAGAGAAAGCGUUUUAA
This is a messenger RNA of Kuraishia capsulata CBS 1993, 960 nucleotides long. RefSeq lists its product as uncharacterized. Lineage: Eukaryota; Fungi; Ascomycota; Pichiomycetes; Pichiales; Pichiaceae. Gene Ontology annotation, cellular component: transcription factor TFIIH holo complex. Gene Ontology annotation, biological process: nucleotide-excision repair; regulation of transcription by RNA polymerase II; positive regulation of cyclin-dependent protein serine/threonine kinase activity. The record is from RefSeq and is a predicted model, not a curated record. The coding region runs from base 1 to 960 and encodes 319 amino acids. Gene Ontology annotation, molecular function: cyclin-dependent protein serine/threonine kinase activator activity. The transcript has a single exon.